Molecule: messenger RNA, 1723 nt
Organism: Blepharisma stoltei
Lineage: Eukaryota; Ciliophora; Heterotrichea; Heterotrichida; Blepharismidae
Source: the annotation of a GenBank genome assembly
AUGGGCUGUGCUCAAGGUAAAGCCAAAAAGGGUACGAUUAUGAUGCAAGCAAGCAGUGACAUGCUCUGUGUAUAUAAUAGAGACGCAACUAUACUAAUAAAAAGCUCCAAAACGCCAGGACGCUCUGAAGAAGUUCACUUUAAAUUAAGUGAUCCUGUACUUUUCUCAUCCCUAAGAGUUCAAAUUGCAUCAUAUGAUUUGUGGAUUUCCAAAUGUGUUUUGCCUGGUCUUGAUCCUAGGGAUCCAUCUAAAAGGGCAUGCCAAGAUUACUGCGUUUUUACCAAUGAUGAAACAAGCACUUUGCUUGGGGUUUUUGAUGGGCACGGGGCAUACGGAAAAGAGGUUGCUAAACUUUGUUCUGAGACAGUUGAAAAUUUUUUACCAGAGAACAAAGAAUUUUCUCAGGUAGGCUUUAUUUAGACUGAUCCUAAAGGAUUUUUAAUUGCCUUAACAGAAAAAUGCACUGAAGAGCUGCGAAAAAAUGAAAAUACUGUAGACUCAAAAUUCUCAGGAUGGUAUUUAUUAUUUAGCACUGCGGUUUUUGUGCUGCUAGCUGGGGAUUCGAUCCAUUCUGCAAGCGUAGGAGACUCACGAGCUGUGCUUGGGACUUCAUCUCCGCCAUCAGUUAUGCCAGCUCCUACAACUCAAAUCAGAGAGGAAGAAAGGAAACUUCUUGAAAAAGUUAAAAAAAGAAGGCAAAGCAACCCUAUGCUAGAAGUUCAAGCAGUUCAGCUGUCUAAAGAUCAAAAGCCUGAGGAUCCUGAAGAGCUUGAGAGAAUUACACAAAAUGGAGGAAGAGUUCAGAGAAUUACUGAUGCACUGGGAAACCAGGUAGGACCUUAUCGUGUAUGAGAACCAGAUUUGAAAGCUCCAGGACUUACAAUGAGCAGGUCUAUUGGAGAUAAAGGAGCUGCAUCUUUAGGGAUCAUUUCAACCCCUGUUUAUACAAAACAUAAAGUGCAUCCUUAUGCAGAUUUUUUUGUGGUCGCAGGGACUGAUGGGAUAUGGGAUGCGAUGGAUAACCAAGAUGUUGUCAACUAUGUUGAAUGCUAUCGUGAUAAAUGCAAAAGAGGAUGCGGUUCACCUCCGAUCGGAGAUCAAAUCACAAUUCAUAAUACAUGCAUAGCUCAGCUGCUAUGUGAAGAAGUAAGAGUCAGAUGAUUGACCAUUGUAGAGGAAGAAGAUGUCACAAUAGAUGAUAUUUCGUGUAUAGUCCUUGAACUCCAGCCGACAAUUCUGCCUUCUUCUGGGCAUGCUAACUCCCCCCUCCGUGAGUGAACAAAACCAUUAGAAAAAUCACUAUUUUUUGCCCAAAAACCCCACCCUCCGUGAGUGAACAAAAAUUUUUUAUGAAAACAAAAUUUGAUGUAUAAGUGAUAAUUAGUAUAAUGAAAUCUCGAGUUAAUUCUGUUUAAUUUUAAACAAAUUGCGUUUUAAAAUAUAAAUUUUAUAAUAUUUGCCUCCCAAUUCUCGCGAAGUGGAUUUUUAAAAAAAAAAAAAAAUUUUCUACAAAAUUUAUAUAUAAAUUUUUUUUUAAAAAAAAAAUUAACCCCUCCGUGAGUGAAACAAAUUUUUUUGUUCACUCACGGAAGGGGGGAGUAAGCGGCCUAUUCCAAAUGAAUAUGACCCAAUAAGAAGCAUUGGAGAAACAGCAAAUCAACAAGCGCCAACCAACCCUGUAAGAGAUCCUCGUAGAGGAAGCAUAGUUUUAUCUGGCUCUUAA